AUGGGGCACAGUCACAGUAGCUACAGAGACGUUGGUUCAAAACCACAGCGUUCUGAAAACAACGAUGGCACAAAGGUUGAGGAGGAUGAAUAUUUUGAAGGAAUUGGGAGGCUGACUACCUGGCCAAAAAGCGCCGAGCAGAGGGCCGAGUGCGAAGCUCAUCAGGUCCGCGAGGCCAAGAGAGCCAGACAGCAGGCCAAAAGAGCCCAGAAGCAGGCCGAAUACGAAGCGCGCGAGGCCGAACGAUAUAGGGACCAGGUCAAGAAUGAGGCCUACGAGGCUGAGCAAAAAGCCCUUUACGAGGCGGGAUUCAGAAGGUUUUUUCAGGCCUACGCAGCCUAUUACGAAGCCUACCAAAGGGCUUUUGAGGCCUUUGGGGCGCUUAAAGAAUUCGAGGGCUCGGAUGACUGGCCAUAUGCGGGAAAUGGAAGCUUGGCGGAUACGAUGGAUGAUAUCUAUGACUGUAAUGAACACUACAUAGCCUGUCUGAGACGCAGAUGGAAUGAGGUUCAUUCAGAUUGA
Pyricularia pennisetigena is the source of this 522-nucleotide messenger RNA. RefSeq lists its product as uncharacterized. The transcript is spliced from 2 exons. The record is from RefSeq and is a predicted model, not a curated record. The coding region runs from base 1 to 522 and encodes 173 amino acids. Lineage: Eukaryota; Fungi; Ascomycota; Sordariomycetes; Magnaporthales; Pyriculariaceae.